UUGGAUUCUUUGCACUUUGUACUGGACAGGAUGCCUCAUUCCCCCCCCCCCCCCCCCUCUUCUUCUUCUUCAGUUCAUGGGAAGUCAUGAAGAUCUCCUUCCUGACCCUUCUCAAAUCUCAUGGAAGAGCAUGAGAGAGGUCAAAUAUAAAAUCUGACCAAUUUUUGUUUAAGUUGAGUUUGAGUGGUAUUGUUUAUUUUUAUUUUUUUAAAAAAGAAUAGAUUUUAAAUUUUAUAAAUUUAAAUUCUGAGAUAAACACUAAUACAAUUUUAUCACACUUAUAUAUUAGAGAGAGAGAAAAAAAAUUAAUGUUGAUGAAGAAGACAUGGUGGAAUUAAAAGGAGAAAAUGAGAGUAAAAACUAGGGGUGGUGAGUGCUGCGGCGACAUAUAAAACAGGUCUGGUCUGAGCUGAGCUGAAAUUGGAUCUUCUUCUCCACAUUAACAUCGUUGUUGCAGGAGCCAGGUCAGAGAAAGGAAGAGAGAAUUAGGGGUUUCUGAUUCUCUGGUUGGAUCAGGUAAGUAGUUGGAGAUUUUAUCAGAAGAAGCCUUGAUCAUCUCAGAAAUAUCUAUCGGAAUAUGGCAUAUAGAAGAAGGCAGCAGCAGCAGCUCGAGGAGGAAACAUCAGGCACAAACAGCAGAAGCAGGCCAUCUCCAAUCACGACAACAACAUCGUCCUCUUCUUAUUCCUUGGACGAAGAGGAUUGGAGUUACGAAGAUGUUCAAAUUCCAAAUGAUAGUAACAUUAAGAAUAAGAGCAAUUCCACAUCCUUGGCUACCAAAGCCAUAAGAGCUUCUUCCGCUGCCCACAGAGACUCCUCUCUCUCCUCCGCUUACGCCUUCACUAAUCACCCCUCCCCCUCCCCCUCCUCUGACUCUUCCAAUUUCAAUUCUUCUUCUACCAAGGAGGAGGAAUCGAACAAGGCCUAUUAUCACGAGUACACAUCAAUGAAAGCAAUGAAGGAAACAAAGCAGCAGCAAGGGUUUUGGGGUACUCUUGCUAGAAAAGCUAAAUCUAUUCUUGAUGAUGAUUUCAAUACUAAUAACAACAAUGCUCCUUCUCCUCCUCAAAAGCAACACCAACACCAACACCAACAAAUGGAUUCAGCUACUGACAGGACCACUACUAGGCAGCAUCAUGUCCCUGACUCUGCUACUAUGCCCAAGAUGUUAUUGCAGUACCAGAACCAAUACCCUUCUCACAAGACCUAUCGGAAAACAGAGAGUCCUGCAUUCCAGAAGGGACUGAAUGCAAUCUCAUCUUCCCUGAAUUAUAUCGGUAAUGCUGUUGAGGAAGGUCUAACAAAAGUGGAGAACCGGACUGCAGAUAUUAUCCAAGAAACUCGUAAGCAUAUUCGGAAAAAACCUAAUGGUGCUGCUGGACAGAAUCAGGCAACCAAUCGGAGUAGCAUGUGGCAACAACCCCAAAUGCAGACCAAUAGACAACAACCCCAGAAAGAAACUGAGCAAGAACUUCAACUGAAGGCAUCUCGCGAUGUUGCGAUGGCAAUGGCUGCCAAGGCAAAGCUUCUUCUUCGAGAGCUGAAAACUGUUAAAACAGAUUUGGCUUUUGCUAAGGAGCGAUGUGCUCAGCUGGAGGAGGAAAAUAAAAUCCUCAGGGAGAAUCAUGAAAGGGGAGAAAAUCUGGAAGAUGAUGAUUUGAUUCGGCUUCAACUUGAAACACUGUUAGCAGAGAAGGCCAGAUUGGCACAUGAGAACUCAGUCUAUGCUCGUGAGAACCGCUUUUUAAGGGAGGUGGUUGAAUAUCACCAGCUUACUAUGCAGGAUGUUGUAUACUUAGAUGAGAGCACUGAAGAAGUAACUGAAGUUUAUCCCGUGAAAGUUGUCUCCAUUACUCCCUCCAUCCCCUCUACGUCAGCCCCUCCACUGUAUACAGAGGCUUCCCAUGGUACAAGUCUGCCUGUCACUCAAGACAUCUUGCCUCAUCCUGUCCCCCCACCGGGGUCUGUAGAGGUUUCUAAGAGUGCCACAUCACCAAAUUCAUAUGCUCGACAUCAAUUGCAGCAGAUAUAAGAAAACACUCGUAUUCUACCGUUUGAAUGGCAAUGCUCUAUACUCAAUCUUUUCAGACAAAAGCUUGAAAUUGUAACAGUAUGGUUUGUCUUUGUUUCCUUGUAAUUCAUUGUCAGUCUCCCAUGUUGGGCUGAUCCUCGAUGUAUACAUCCUGUUAUGUACUUUAAACUUGUUACAUGUUAAAACCACAGCUUUUCUUCA
Populus nigra (black poplar) is the source of this 2233-nucleotide messenger RNA. RefSeq lists its product as uncharacterized. The coding region runs from base 578 to 2032 and encodes 484 amino acids. NCBI's taxonomy places the organism in Eukaryota, Viridiplantae, Streptophyta, Magnoliopsida, Malpighiales, Salicaceae. The record is from RefSeq and is a predicted model, not a curated record. The transcript has 7 exons.